Diceros bicornis minor is the source of this 1672-nucleotide messenger RNA. RefSeq names its product sphingomyelin phosphodiesterase 2 (gene SMPD2). Bases 387 to 1658 code for a protein of 423 amino acids. Gene Ontology annotation, cellular component: cytoplasm. NCBI's taxonomy places the organism in Eukaryota, Metazoa, Chordata, Mammalia, Perissodactyla, Rhinocerotidae. The record is from RefSeq and is a predicted model, not a curated record. Gene Ontology annotation, molecular function: sphingomyelin phosphodiesterase activity. The transcript has 10 exons.
CCGCGGCCAGGAGCGGGCUUCGGUGAAAAGGAGCCGGGAGCCCCGCGCCCCGCGCGCCUCAGCCCGGCUCGCCGCCCGCCCGGGCCCCCUCUGAGGUCCCCGUCCCAGGGCCCUCACGAGCGGCCCUUGCCUCCCGUCGGCGCGCGACUUCGCGGGAGAUCGCCUUUCCGGGUUGGCGGGCCGGUUGCCCGGGUAACGCGGGAGUCGGUGCGGCGCCGAGCGCCCGGCCCUGGGCCUGAUCUGGGCCGGCUUGGGGGCCGCGGCCAUCGGCGGAGCGCGGCGGCGGGACCGACCACCUGUGCGCGCCGCCCCCCGCCCGCACCCGUCCCCGCCGCGGCCAUCGCUGGGGAGGCCAGGCCAUCCCGCGGCCCCGGAGCGUCCCCGCCAUGAAGCCCAACUUCUCCCUGCGGCUGAGGGUCUUCAGCCUCAACUGCUGGGGCAUUCCCUACCUGAGCAAGCACCGGGCCGACCGCGUGAAGCGCCUGGGAGACUUUCUGAACAUGGAGAGCUUCGACCUAGCUCUGCUGCAGGAGGUGUGGAGUGAGCAGGACUUCCAGUACCUGAGACAGAAGCUGUCACCCACCUACCCAGCUGCCCACUACUUUAGGAGUGGCAUUGUUGGUAGUGGCCUCUGUGUCUUCUCCAAACAUCCAAUCCAGGAAAUCACCCAGCACAUCUACACCCUCAAUGGCUACCCCUACAUGAUCUAUCAUGGGGACUGGUUCUGUGGGAAGGCUGUGGGGCUGCUGGUGCUCCAUCUGAGUGGACUGGUGCUCAAUGCCUACGUGACCCAUCUCCAUGCCGAGUACAGUCGACAGAAGGACAUCUACCUAGCACAUCGUGUGGCCCAAGCUUGGGAACUGGCCCAGUUCAUCCACCAUACCUCCAAGAAGGCUGACGUGGUUCUAUUGUGUGGGGACCUCAACUUGCACCCCAAGGACCUGGGCUGUCGCCUGCUGAAGGAGUGGACGGGGCUGCAUGAUGCCUAUCUCGAGACCCGGGACUUCAAGGGCUCUGAAGAAGGCUGUACAAUGGUACCCCAGAACUGCUACGUCAGCCAGCGCGAGCUGGAGCCGUUCCCGUCUGGCAUCCGCAUCGACUACGUACUUUUUAAGGCGGUUUCUAGGUUCUACAUCUCCUGUAAGACUCUCAAGACUACUACAGGCCAUGACCAUCACAGUGGCACCCCCUUCUCUGAUCAUGAGGCCCUGAUGGCUACUCUGUGUGUGAGACACAGCCCCCCGCAGCACAACCCCAGCCCUACUCACGGAGCAGAAGAGAGGUCACCGUUGAUCAGUGUGCUAAGGGAAGCCUGGACAGAACUGGGCCUGGGCAUGGCUCAAGCUCACUGGUGGGCCACCUUUGCUGGCUACGUGACUGGUCUCGGGCUGCUUCUCCUGGCCUUGCUGUGUGCCCUGACGGUUGGAGGAGGGGUCAGGGAAAUUGCCUUACUGCUCUGGGCCCCCAGUGUAGGAUUGGUGCUGGGGGCCAGUGCAGUCUACCUCUUCCACAUGCAGGAGGCCAAGGGCUUAUAUCGGGCCCGGGCUGAGCUCCACCAUGUGCUGGGAAGGGCAAGGGACGCCCAGGACCUGGGCCCAGAGUCUCAGCCAGCCCCGCUCUUGGGGCAGCAGGAGGGGGAUAGAGCUGAGGAACAAUAAAGCUUGACACUUUU